CCCGCCUCAGCUGAAGCUGGGAGGAGGAGGGUGGGUGGAGAGCUCUGGACUCAGGAGUUAUUCGGACCAGAAGUGUUCACAGCAGAACCCACAGUGGAUCCUCUCUUAAAUAAACUGAAUUAAACAACGCUUUUGAGUGGAUACGUUGAAAAUACGGACUUUUGGCUUAACUUUGGACCAGUUCUACAUUAUGAAAUCUUACUUUUACAGCAGCUGUAUAUCUUUAGGGACACACAUCCUGCAAAGCUUCUUACUCUGCUGAGAUGUUCAGGGAAAAUCAAGUCAUUAAAAAAGGGCUAAAAUGUGAUGGCUGCAGAAACACUGCCAGGUUGAGCAGUUCCUCUAUACCAGUGCAGUGACGCCCUCUGCUGUGUGGCCAGGGAAGGUUCAGGAUUGGGAAAGCCAGGAUGGGGAACCUGAUCAAGGAAGGGAUGAACACCAUCAUUGUUAAGCACUAUAACCACUCAGGGAAGUGGGACCGGCCUCGAGGUGUGGGCACCUGCAAGACAGUGGUUCUGCUCUUUAUCUGCGUGCUCAUUGUUUUGGAGAACAUCACCGUUCUGCUUGCUCUCUGGAGGAACAAGCGUUUCCACAGUCGUAUGUACUUGCUCAUUGGCAACUUGGCGCUGUCUGACCUCCUGGCUGGUGUGGCCUAUGUAGUUAACAUCUUUACUUCAGGGAAUAAGACGUAUUACUUGACGCCGGCACAGUGGCUGGCCAGAGAGGGGAGCAUGUUUGUGGCCCUCAGCGCCUCCACUUUCAGCCUUCUGGCUAUUGGCAUUGAGAGGCACAUGACCAUGGUGCGCCUGCGGCCCUGUGAAACAGCCGGUCGAGGGAGACUACUGGCUCUGCUGGCAGCCUGCUGGGUUGUAUCAGUACUCCUUAGUGCCCUCCCAAGUCUAGGUUGGAACUGCCUGAAAGAUCUGUCUUCCUGCUCUACAGUGUUGCCUUUGUAUGCUAAGAGUUACAUUGCCUUCUGCAUUAGUGUAUUUAGUGCACUUUUGGUUGCUAUCAUCAUCCUCUACAUCAAGAUUUAUCGCCUGGUGACCUCCAGCGGCCGUAGGGUGAGCAGCCGGCCCUCAGAGUGCUCUCUGGCACUUCUGCGGACAGUUGUGAUUGUUCUUGGACUGUUUGUCAUGUGCUGGGCCCCCUUAUUCUUCCUCCUCCUGCUUGAUGUUGGUUGCAGUCCGGAUAAGUGCCCGGUCCUGUACGAGGUGGACUGGUUCAUCGCCCUGGCCGUGCUUAACUCUGCUCUUAACCCUCUGAUAUAUACCCUGUCCAGCAGGGAAAUGAGAUCAGCAUUUUUUCGAUUGCUGUGCUGCUCCAACACCAGUAUGGAACAAUCUGGGAUACCUGCAGCAGGUCAUCCAAACUUAGGAACAAUUAUUCCCACUGUGAAAAACAGCAAGUCCAGUGUGGGCGGAGGCAGUGGGGCUGGCAAAUCAGCACUAAACAGAGGGAAGAUUCCCAUACCUGCAAACUGUGAAAAUAAGAAUGCAGAUCCUUCUCCCACUGCAGUGAUUCAUACAACUGGUCCGACAGACCUGUUCUCAGCUGUGCUUGUAAAGGCAGGAGCGCUGCCAUCCCUCAGCAAAUUCUGAGUGUAAUCACCUAAAAAAUAGACUUGUAUCAGACAUUGUCUUUUUAUUAGCCACUUUUUGUUUGUGCACUAUGGCUCAUGUAGCUCAGACACAUACUUCAAAAAGAAGAAUUUAAGAUUUCCUUCUAAAUCCUUUGAGUCCAUUACUAACACUUACGGUUACAUAACAGUGUUUGAAAUCUGUCUGAUUUUCUCAGUGGCAUUUAUAACCAUGAGAUACAACAGGACAGUGUAUGCUGCAAUUAAAUCUCUUUACCAUGCUAACUGAACAGGCUUCACAUUUCAAUUACUCUAAAUAAUGUGUUUGUUAGUAUAUUUAUUUGGUUUUCAUUUCCUCAAAAGUUACCAGUAUUCCGAUCUUUGCACUUUGACAUGGUGUUUUUUUUUUUUUUUUUUUUUUUUUUUUUUAGAAAACCUCCUUUUUUGUCACUUUGAAAUUCUUUAUUAUUUAUUUUAUUUGAAAAAUAAUCCAAUAUCAAAUCUCUAAAAUGUUAAAUGUGUGGUUUUGUUAUUUUCUUCGUGUAAUUCUAAGUGACACUACAUAUUUACAGCAUUCACUUUUUUGGAACUUGGAAUUUGGUUUCCUGAUAUUUUUAUGAAAUAAACUGGUUACUUUCCUAAAACUUAGAGGAUACUUUCCUUAAACUUAGAGGUUACAUUCUGGAAAUCACUAGCUAUCCUCUUGGAACUUAUUUACUUUCUUCAUGUGGCAUUUGCCAAGUCCCUAUGUUUUUUUAUGGGUAGUUUUUCUUUCACUUUCUUGGUUACCUAGUUACCAGGUGCUUUCCAUGGAAGUACCUUGCAAGCUCAAAAAAGUAACCUCUAAAUUUCAGAAAGGUUUCUGUUAUUUUCUGGAGAGUAACCAGUUUCAGGUAAGUAUUUUCUUGGUUUUGAGAAAUUAACAAGUAAAGUUUGUUAAAGUGAACUAACCGCUGAGUUCAGGAACGUACAAGCUGUUAUAUAGUACUGCCAACUUUUAUGGUACUUUGAUUCUAUUUCAUACUUUCAUUUUAUAUAUUUGUUGUCCACUGUGGGAGAGAAAAAUAUACUGCUGGACUAGCAGCCUAAUUAGGCUGUGAUGUGUUUUUCGAAUAAGGUUUCCUGUUCAGAUAAAAAUAGAUCUGUAAUUUCUUUAGAGUCUAAUUUUUUCCCCCUGAUGACGACUCUAGAGGAGAACCUGAGAAACUUAAUUACUUAGGUUUUCAGCAGAUGUGGGUCUUCAUCUAGGAGCUUUUGGGCAAGAUUUGUAUAACUAAUCACACUCAUAAAGUAAAUACUUGCUUCUCACUAGCGCACACAAAAACCACUUAUGUGUCAUCUAACCACUUGUCAAUGAGAAUGUUGGAAUGGAACUAUUUAAAGAUAAGAGAUUGUAUCUGGGUGUCGUAGUGUCUGUUACAGCUGCAGUAAAAAUAAAAUUAUAUUCUCUUAUCAUG
Messenger RNA from Cyprinodon tularosa, 3036 nucleotides. It is a transcript of the gene s1pr3a, whose product is annotated as sphingosine-1-phosphate receptor 3a. Gene Ontology annotation, biological process: G protein-coupled receptor signaling pathway. Bases 408 to 1601 code for a protein of 397 amino acids. Lineage: Eukaryota; Metazoa; Chordata; Actinopteri; Cyprinodontiformes; Cyprinodontidae. Gene Ontology annotation, cellular component: membrane. The transcript is spliced from 2 exons. Gene Ontology annotation, molecular function: sphingosine-1-phosphate receptor activity. The record is from RefSeq and is a predicted model, not a curated record.